AUGGUGGGACUGGACUCGAGUGGAAAGACAUCCAUAGCUAAUAGAUUCAUAUAUGGCAACGAGACGUACGUAUAUCCAGUACUGCCCACUAAAGGCUAUACUGUAUAUAAAAUGGUAUAUAAGGGACAGUCGUAUACUCUAUGGGACUGUGGGGGAAGCAAAAGGUUUCGGGAUUUAUGGCGCAACCAUUACGCGGGUACUUAUGGCCUGAUAUUUGUCGUGGACGCCAGCGACCGGUACCGUAUGGGUGAGGCCAAGGAUGUGUUGCAUACGAUUGCGAUGGACAGGGAGAUGGAGGACGUGGUGGUCGUCGUGUUGGCUAAUAAACAGGAUGUGCCUAACGCGAUGAAAGCCAAAGAGAUUGAGUUUGCAUUAGACAUGAAUCGCCUGAACCAACAGCACUGGCAUAUCCAUGAG
This is a messenger RNA of Oppiella nova, 417 nucleotides long. The record is from the annotation of a GenBank genome assembly. NCBI's taxonomy places the organism in Eukaryota, Metazoa, Arthropoda, Arachnida, Sarcoptiformes, Oppiidae.